AUGGCGGAGAAGGAAAUGGAAACAUCAAGCCACUGCUUGGUGUUGUCCUACCCAACCCAAGGCCACAUCAACCCUCUGCUCCAAUUCUGCAAGCGUUUACGCCACAAAGGCCUCCACGUGACCCUCGUCACGGCCAAGUCCAUGCUCAAAAACCUCCACGUGACCGCCGCCUCCCUGAUAUCCAUAGAUACCAUCUCCGACGGUUACGACGACGGUGGACUCCGACAAGCGGGGAGUACCGACGCUUACUUAGACCGCUUCUGGCGAGUUGGGCCAGCGACUUUGGCCCAACUAAUUAAGAAGCUAUCGGGGGCCGGUCGACCGGUCGACUGCGUAGUUUAUGACUCCUUCCUGCCUUGGGCUCUCGACGUGGCCAAGGAGUUUGGACUGGUCGGAGCUGUUUUCUUCACCCAGUCUUGCACCGUGGACUGCAUAUAUUACCACGUCCAUCGAGGGUUGCUAAGAGUCCCGGUCUCGGAGUCCGGGAUUUCGAUCCCCGGGUGUCCGCCAUUCCGGCCUUCGGACUUGCCGUCGUUCGUGUAUGAUACGGUGUCGCACCAGGCUGUCAUCAAGAUGGUUGUGGAUCAGUUCUCCAAUGUGGAGAAAGCUGAUUGGGUGCUUUGCAACACGUAUUAUGAGCUGGAAGAAGAGGUGGCUAACUGGAUGAUGAAGAUUUUACCCCUGAGGACAAUUGGACCAACAAUACCGUCCAUGUACUUAGAUAAGCGACUUGAAGGCGACGAUCAGUAUGGUUUCAGCCUUUUUCCAUCACAAAGUGAAGCUUGCCUGAAAUGGCUAAACUCACGCCCAAAAGGGUCCGUCGCAUACUUGUCGUUUGGGAGUUUAGUUGACGUUGAAGCCGAGCAAAUAGAGGAACUCGCCAAUGGUCUUAAGAGAAGCAACUGUCACUUCCUCUGGGUGGUCAGAGCAUCAGAAGCAGAUAAGCUCCCAAAAGGGUUCGUGGAUGACACAUCUGAUAGAGGUUUAGUCGUUUCUUGGUGUCCUCAGUUAGAAGUUUUAGCAAACGACGCCGUCGGAUGCUUUGUCACGCACUGUGGUUGGAACUCCACUUUGGAAGCCCUUAGUUUGGGAGUUCCUAUGGUGGCUAUGCCACAAUGGAGUGACCAAUUUACUAAUGCAAAGUAUAUUGUGGAUGUUUGGAAAGUUGGACUUAAAGCUCCGACAGCUGAUAAAGGGAUUGCAAGAGGAGAAGCCGUUGAAAAUUGUGUGAAGGAAAUAAUAGGAGAAAGAGGAAAAGAGAUGAAAAGGAAUGCAAUCAAGUGGAGUUCAUUGGCUAAAAAGGCUGUAAAUGAGGGUGGAAGUUCUGAUAAAAACAUUGAUGAGUUUAUAGCAAAAUUGGGUCACUAA
Molecule: messenger RNA, 1368 nt
Organism: Morus notabilis
Lineage: Eukaryota; Viridiplantae; Streptophyta; Magnoliopsida; Rosales; Moraceae
Product: UDP-glycosyltransferase 74F1
Exons: 2
Coding region: 1-1368 (455 amino acids)
Molecular function (GO): UDP-glycosyltransferase activity
Source: RefSeq, a predicted model, not a curated record